GAUCACUGUGUUUGGUGAGAGCGCCGGCAGUUGGUCCACAUCUGUUCAAAUACUGUCCCCAUUAUCCCGGGGCCUAUUCAAGAGGGCUAUUAUGGAAAGCGGCGCUAAUUUUCAUUACAAGGAGAGAUCAGUUUUGACGGCAACUGAAGCGUUGGAUCAGACAAAAGAAAUGGCAAAACAUUUUAAUUGUAGUCAAAAUCAAUGGAUGGAGUGUUUGAGACAAUUGAGUGCAGAGGAUGUCAAUAACUACACGUCAAUCACUACCUGGCCUUUAGAGGGAACAGAGUAUCUGCCAAUCGAUGCUCAGACAUCUUUCAGAGAAGGAAAAUAUAAUAAAGACAUCGACAUCAUAGCCGGUGUGACCAGGGACGAGGGCUCACUGUUGUCGUACUGGAUUUAUCCCGAACUUCACGGGAAUUUCACUGAACAGGAGUUUAGGGGUUUGGUCCAAGGGUCGGACUUUUUCUUUCAUGGCAUACCUGUCCAAAAUGUAACCGAUUAUUACCUCAGGAAUGUUAACACCAGUGACUCCCAGGCACUGAAACAUGCAUUUUAUAACUAUUUUGGCGAUAUAUUCAUGAAGUGUCCGACAUAUCUGUUCGCCAAACAAUUUGCUAUAAAUGCUAAAAACACUUCACAUAAUGUAUACUACUAUGAGCUGACAUACCAGGCCCAGGAUGGGGCCAUAUAUGGCUGUGUUGAGGAGACAAUGGGUAUAUGCCAUGGAUCUGAUGUGGCGUUUGUUUUCGGGCAGUUAUUUGAAUACAACUCAACCACACCUUUGGACUUGAAAUUCAGUGCAGAAAUCAUGCAAAUGUGGACUCAAUUUGCCAAAAAUGGGUAACAUUUACGGAAU
Molecule: messenger RNA, 856 nt
Organism: Oppiella nova
Lineage: Eukaryota; Metazoa; Arthropoda; Arachnida; Sarcoptiformes; Oppiidae
Source: the annotation of a GenBank genome assembly